Messenger RNA from Anopheles coluzzii, 4775 nucleotides. Its product is annotated as protein abrupt. Bases 2469 to 4175 code for a protein of 568 amino acids. The record is from RefSeq and is a predicted model, not a curated record. Lineage: Eukaryota; Metazoa; Arthropoda; Insecta; Diptera; Culicidae. The transcript has 3 exons.
ACACAAACACACACACACAGCCACACAUCGUCCUUUAGAAAAGGAGGACAAAAGAAAAAGCAGGAUUAAACAUGCAUUCCUUUGCUACAUUUGUGCUUCUGUAUGUGUGCUCUGAAAUGAUCAUUUUUCUCAACAAAAAAAGGCGCAAAAGAUUCGUCCAUCAAGGACCUCAAAGGGACACAAACGCACAUCUGUUUGCCGCCAAAGGUGUGGUCUGCUUGCACGUGGACUGAUUUUUGUUGUCACUUUAAUGAUGCUGGUCCUGGUUGAUUGGUUACAUUGUGUGUCGAAGAAGUAAGCACAGCCAUAGCCUACUUCGUGAUACUGUGGUGCCCCUUGGGCAGUAGCAAAAGGAACGUCUGACGGCGGUUCGUGUGCAUGUGUGUUGAGCGCAAGUAGUGGGCUCACUGUAGCUUAGUUAAACUCGCGCUAGCUGGCAACACUGCUCUGAUUGGAGUUCGAGUCGUGUGCCCGUGUGCAUGGUGGAUGUGUACUUACAGCAAAUGUUCGUCAGCCGAAAAUACGGUAAACAAAUAAGGUAGGUUUUUUUGUUACUCGACUACGCUUCUUCGCCCUCCUGUUAAGCACCUUACGUCUUCUCCACCACCGCGCCUUCUCCACCCGGUCAACCUUUGGGGUGUUGGUGGUGAUGAUGAUGAUGGUUCGCCUCCUCUUUCUAGCCCAUUCAGAGAUUUAGACGCGCCUUUUGGCUGUGUGUGGGUCAAUAGAGUGUAAUUGUGGUGCCUCUAUUGGUGCCUGCUCGUCUCGCUCUCCUGCAUGCCGGUUGUGUGUCCGUUCUCUUUCCGUUUCGUUACGGAUGCUGUGUAUUGGCAUUGUUAUUUUCGUUACCUCUUCCGUGGCCAUGCAGACAACACACCCUCCCCGACCCCGGUCUCUUGGCCGGCCCCUUUUGUACUCGUGCUUUUGUGUGUACCGAGAUCUUUCUUACCACCCCCCUGCGCAUGAUCCUCGGUUUUUGGCCAUCAUCAUCAUCAUCAUCGGUGUUGAGGAGAGGUAGUUUGCUGGUAGUGUGUUUGCGUGUACGAUUUCAUGCUCUUUCUCUGUGUGUGAGUGUGGCUGAGGAAUCCCGAAAUACCUGGUGCUGGUUGCGAGGGAAAAUCAAUUUUAGUCAUUAGUAAUAUUUUAUUACGAGCGCGCACACCCAGCCAGCAGUCGAUCGGUCGGAAGCGUGUCCGCCAAAAACCAUUCCAGUCCCAUUCUGGCAGUGGGCGCGAGCGAGAGCGGCAGAAGACGAACCUCCUGCUCCGUUUUGCGCGAGAUCGUUGCGUGGUUGCGUCGGCGGUAUAUUCGGUCGCGCGUGCGCAAGAGAAGAGGAUUCUGUGGCGUGAAAAGAAAAUCACAGUUUUCGCGCACCCGCCAGCCAGCAGCUGCUUCAGUGGUCAGUGGUUCCCUUCCGAGGGUGGGUGGGUCGUCGUGUGCGGGGUUAUUGUUUGUUUUCAUUUACCCCACCCCAAAAAUCGCUCGAGACGAUCCGUCGGAUCGAUCAGAGAACAGGCUCCGGUCGAUCGGGGCAGGUGCGUACCAGUCGUCUCCGGGACGUCUCAUUCGGUGCGUGGCUGUGGUCGGGCGUUGAUAUCGCGCGGUGCUGCGGAACAUGCUGGAACAGUUCUUCGGUAUCGAAGGAAUCGCAUUCUUCCGCGCACCCUGACAAGCGCGUCGUCUUUCGAUCGUGGCUGAAUGACGGAUCGAACGAUGAGUCGCUAGUUUUUGCGGGAAUUAAGUGACUAAGCAAGCUGGUGCUACUGCUGGUGCGAAGACAGGAUCGCUCUUUUGUGAUAGUAGUGCUGGGCGUGAUGUUGAUGUUGGUGCAUUCUUGAAACUAAGUACAAGCGUUUAGUUGAAGCUCUGUAAAACGGGCCUGUCGAAAAAGCGGGGUACCACUUUAUACGAGUGUGUGUGUGUGCUCACAGUGUGCUAAUCAGUGUGUGAAAUCGUGCCCAAGAUCGUGCUAAAUCUGAUCGCCCCUUGUUAGCCCCUUACUCGCGCACACACGCGCGCGCGGGAUUGACGAUAACAAGACAAAUAGCAAAUAGUGACAGUCAAAAAUUGCUCUCCCUCUGCUCCCAGCCCCUCCCCCCGAUUGGUGGUAAACUUCCUGCACGACGAAUAUGUUUGGUUAUCCCGAGGCAAGAGCAAAGAUCUUCCACCAUAAACUUCAUUGCCGUGUCGGAUCGUGUUUGCUGUGUACGCGGUGUGGUGUUGUGUUGUAUGAUCCGCCCGUGAAAAGGUGCUAACGGACAUCUCUACGCCGUCCGGUACCGACUGUAACUAGGAGGAGCAGUGGUUGAUCCAGUCAGUCAGUCAAAUUCCUUCCGAUUCUUUAGUGAUUAUAGCAAACCAUCGAUCGGUACGCAGAGAGAGAGAUAGAGAGAGAAGAAGAAAGAGAAGACCAAAUUAAACUCCGAGCUAAAAACUACGUGCGUGUGUGUGAUCCCCCCCCUUCGAAAAUGCUUCAAAGUACGAUCGGGCAGGCGCAGCGCUUCAAGAAGCGCGAGCGCACCCAGAACUGGGCGUACGAGGAGAAACACUUUCUGCUCGAGCUCUGCCGCAAGGAUAUGCACAUCAUCGAGAACAAGCGGCUGGACAGUGCGCUGACAACGCUGAAAAACCGGGCCUGGAAGAUCAUCCACCAGCAGUUUGCGAUCGCGUUCGGUACGGACCGGAACUGCAACCGGCUGAAGGAGCAGUGGCGCCGCAUGAAGGCCUGCACGCGGGCGGAAAUGCUUGACUACCAGCAGCGGAUACAGCGAUUCGGGCAGGAGGUGGCCGACCGCAAGAAGCCGAGCCAGUUCACGUUCGAGAUCUGGGACUUUAUGCAGGAGGCGAAGAAGGUGUGCAAGAACGAGCUGAUGGACGAUGUGGACUACUCGAAGAUGAAGCUGUCGCUCGAGGAGAACCUGCCGCAGGGUGUGUCGAUAAAGGAUUGCAGCGACGAGAACGACGACGAAAGCUCGUCGAUGUGGGAUAAAACAUCACAAAAUCUAUGCGAGGUGCAAAUUAAGGAAGACUCCCAGGACGAGCUGGACGAUUACGACAAGGGUCCAUCGGCCAAAUACCCGCGCCUGCGGGGACUCUCGAGCACUUCGUCCCCGUUCGGCACACCGUCGUCGGCGGCGGAUGCGGUGCAAAGUCGGUUCAACGAGCUGAUCGCGUCCAGCUUCGCGAGCCGUCUCGCCAACAACAGCGAUCAUCACCAUCUCAGCGGAACCGGCGGCUCCGGCAGCAACCACAACAACAAUAACAACAACAACAACAAUACGGCCAGCGGGAACAAGCUGCUCGAAAGCCUCGACGCCUACCACCGGACAGCGUUUGGCAGUGAGUCGAGUUUGGCCGAUCUGACCGCACACGGAGGCGGCAAUGCCAGCGCUAACCUCUCGCAGAUGGAUCUAAACAACACGCUCGAGGCGCUCAACAUGCUAAAGUCGCGGUUCAACCGCAUCAUGGAGCCAGGCUACUGGAAGAAUGCAAUGCAGGAGGCACACCACAAUCUCACCACGGCUGGCCACCAGCAGGCACCACCGGAUUCACCGACCGGAAUGGCGCAUCACAGUGCUGCGGCAUCGGCGGCAGCAGCAGCGGCAGCCAAUCACCUUCUGCAGGGUCUCGCAAACGGUGCCGCAAACGGUGCACUCAUCAACGAUGACGAUCACGAGGCGAUGGUAGCGGCGCACCAGCGGGCCGCCGCAGCAGCAGCAGCCACGACGCCUCCACCGCCCGCCAGCAGAAGUGCGAGCGCCGGAAUGAAGAAGCAGAUGGAUGCGCAGCACCACCAGAGCGAGCACGAUCUGCGGAUGCAGAUACUGAAAACGGAACUAGAAACAGCUAAAAUCAACAAAGAGACCGCCGAGCUGAACCGGCAGCUUGCGCUACAGAAGCUCGGGCGGCGGGCAGGCGGCAACAGGACGAGCAGCGUCGCCAGCGCCGGCGACGUGGCCAAUCACUCCGACCGAAGGGACGACGACGAGCUGGAGGUGAUGAUGGAGGAUAACACGUCGAGCUCGACCGUGCCCGAGGGCAGACUGGUGGUCCGGUCGCUAUCGUCGAUGGAAGCGGCACCGGCGGUGGUGGCGGCGGGAUCGGCAGCACCUCCGUUGCCACUGUCCGUUCCCUCCUCACCAUCGUUGCCGUUGCACGUGCACAACAUCGAGUAGGGAUCGAGAUUAGGGAUUAUUAGGGGAUUAUCAGGACAGCAGAGGACUUCCAGAGCCACCAAAGGCAAAUCGGCGCAUCGGAAUCGGGUCGGUUAGAAUUUAUUUAUCAUUCCGCAAAACAAACAGUGUGUGUGUGCAUGUGUGUGGUACACCAAAAGCCUCGUGCACGUGUAUCGGAUCGGUGGGUUGCGAUCGUUUUAGUGUAAAAAAUAAACAAAGUUGCUCCCAUUUAGCAUGCAAAGUAGUAGUGUCUAAGACGUAAGAGCGAAUAGAGGAGGGCACGGGACGACGGAGGUCUAUUAAGUGAAGGGAGCGCAGAAUGAGACUGCAGCAGAGACGCUGAUUGGAAAGUUACGCGCGAAGAUGCAUGCAAAGAGCAUACCACACUUAAUGAUAGCAACCAGUUUUAUAAAAAUAAAAAAAAACAGAUAGUGAAAUCAAUAAGCACUUUGGGGAGGGGGUACUACAAUAGUUCGAACGGGUGGUAAUAGCAGCAGCAGCUAGAGAGAAGCUAGUAGUAGAUGCGGCACUUUAGGCUGCAACAGCGCAGCUGGUGAGGGAGAGCUGGUGUGCUGUGGAGAAAUUGGUUCAAACCAAUUU